Orbicella faveolata is the source of this 897-nucleotide messenger RNA. Its product is annotated as proteasome assembly chaperone 3-like. NCBI's taxonomy places the organism in Eukaryota, Metazoa, Cnidaria, Anthozoa, Scleractinia, Merulinidae. The record is from RefSeq and is a predicted model, not a curated record. Gene Ontology annotation, biological process: proteasome assembly.
UCUCGCAGGUUUUAAAAUGGCCGCUCACUUUAUUCAAACACGUCAAGCUGCGGCUAUCAUAGAUGGAAUCCACACGGAGGUGCUAUGUUCCGCUUAUCACGACAGAAUGUUCGUGAUCGUCUCCCAGUUUGAGAAAAUUGGAACUUUGGUAAGCUUUAAAUUUUGUCAGAUCGAUAGUAAUGUGAAUAUUUUUAUAUUACAGGAAAUCUGGCAUGUUUAUGCAAAACAGAUAGGAGCCCUGGUCAAUGAGCAUUGCAGUAAACCAGUUCUCUUAGGAAUUGCCCUCAAGAAACAUUCACCACAGAUUUUACAACAAAUUUUAACACUUCUCCAAUCAAACAGCGUGUGGUGAUGAUUUCUGGAGAAAGUUAGGGAUUGCCAAAUCUUAAAACUCACAGUACACCUUUGAUUAGAAGAAUGUACUUAUGUUUAAAACCGCCAACUACUGUUUGUUGUUUCACAUUUUAUUUGUACAAAUAAGUCUCCUCUUUAUAACACUUGUUUUCUCUAGUGUGAAACACAACGUACAAAAAUAAAGUAUUAUCUUAGUUAAAUUAUGUAAUAAACUGACAAGUAUUUAAGAGACAAUACAGUGGUACCCCACGAAGCAGGCUUUCAAGUAGAAAGAGAGAGCAAGUCACAGCAGGUGUAACAUGCCUGGGCAGACACACAAGGAAAAGAAAGCAACUCUUCGCUCUUUGCUAUAGCAUAUCACACUGUUCCAACUCAUUCCGUAUUAUUACUCAACACGAGCAGGCUGCCAUUUUUUUUUUGCUAGUAUUUACAAAACAAAGUAAACUGUCCACCAAGUCUAGUCUCAUUUUUUUCAGUAUAGAGAGAUGUUAAUGAGAUACUUCAUGGUGACAAUCUAUAAAUAGAUACCUGUCUAUGUGCAUA